This is a messenger RNA of Xyrichtys novacula (pearly razorfish), 11192 nucleotides long. The record is from the annotation of a GenBank genome assembly. NCBI's taxonomy places the organism in Eukaryota, Metazoa, Chordata, Actinopteri, Labriformes, Labridae.
AUCAUUUGUUUACGUUGUCAUCAAAAAUGCGACAAUUUCUGUAGUCCCCACAUUGCAGCGGAACGAUGAAUGCGAAAUAAGACGGUAGUUCACCGUUAGUUCACUGUUUGCAUUGAAAGAAUAUACUUAAAAAUUGAUCUGUCAACACGGCUAAUGCUACCGUCUUUAUAUUUUAACCAUUAGUUUAUCCGGUAUUGCUGAAGAAGUCAGCAAAUAUUUGUAGCCUAGCUUAGCUUAGCCGGUUUAGCUAAGCAGCUUUGCUUAACACAGAUGUGUCACAACAAGGAAGGAGCUGACUUCAGAACCAACUAGAGACCACGGGGACCGCACGACCCUAGUCCAUGUGUCGUUUACCUCGUCUCCCGUUGGUUGAAUAGGUUUUCUCAGAGACUGGGGCUGCCUCCGAAGCGUCCAGAUCAUGUUGAACAUACCGACCCAGGCGUUCCCAGCUCCGGGCUCCCAGCAGCGGGUCGCUCCGUCCGGGCAGUCCGGGAGAAACAAGGUAACGCCCAAACACACGGAAAUCUGCCUCAUUUAGGGACACUUAAAUAAGGACUCUUGAGCUAACCCUGUGUAUUCUUGUAACGACGUUAAAUUUUAUGUCCUAUUCACUGCUUUCAUUUUAGCUGAGAUAAAAAAGAUUAUGAAAACAAGGUCCUGAUUUAAAACCACUGUUUUUGGACUUGUCAGAUCAGGACCAGGUUAUGUAAGAGAGUUUGCACUCUUUUAAAAACACAGUUACAAGUCGAAGAAACUUUUAUUCUAGUAGUGUAAAAUAACGAAAGAGUGAGUUCACUUUUAUUUUCAUCUCUAGACCACAUAGAUUCUGAUCCAAAACCACAGUAUUUAAGACUUCUCAAACUGGGACUGGAUUGUUCUAGAGAGGCCACAGUAUCUUUAACACACACUUUCGGAUGUGUGAAACCUUAGGCAGGUUAAUGAAAAUGUAAUAAAAAGCAAUUCUGUGUUUUCUAUGCCUUAAGGCUAUAUUAAAUGGGGUUGUAGUCCAGAGCCAGAAUGAACAGACAUCAGAUCUCGACUCCAUUCAACUGAAGAGGCUACAGUCUUUUAGAAACACAAUUUGUGAUUUCUAAAACCUGUAUUAUGUUUAUGAAAAUGCAAAAAAGGGGCCUUGUUUGUAUCUCCAGACUAGGGCCCGACCAAUAUGGAUUUUUUGGGGCUGAUGCCGAUACGAUUAAUCAGCCAAUUUUGUAAUUUUUUUAUGAAGUUAUAAAAAAUUAUAUGUAUACUGUAGAUAUACUGAAGGCUAAUACUCUUUAUACCAAUAGGCAAACUGACUGAUCAAACUCGGACCGGAAUAGUGUUUUGAACUCCUCCCCCCAUUCCAUUCAGAGUCACAAGGCUUCUCAGAUUCAGGACUAGAUUCUGUUAUAAGUAUGUUAGAAGAACUUUCCUCAGGCAGAGUCAUAAAUUAAACCUGGUCUGACAUCGCUUCACAGUAAACAAACAGCCUUUCUGUUUUGUGAUGACUCUGCUCUUGCCUAAUCAUCAGGUGGCCUUGAAGCCGGGUCACAGUCUCAUGGACUGGAUCCGCUUCGCUAAGAGUGGAAAGGACCUGACAGGGCUCAGAGGACGCUUGAUUGAAGUGACAUCAGAAGAGUUGCAGAAACACAACACAAGAGAGGACUGCUGGACCUGCAUAAGAGGUGAGGGAGCCUGCAUGGAGAAGGGGUCAGUCUGAAGCCAGAGAGACAGAUGAAUAACCUUCAUGGAGCCUGUAGUACUCAGGACUUGAGAGGACUCUUAAUGUCAGCUUGAGGAUACUUGUCCCACUUUAUCGGUGUGGAGUUCAGAGAGGGAGUUUUCAAAGAGGGAAGCCCAGCAUGCAUAUCCUCUAAACCAGUGGUUCUCAACCAGGGGGGAAACACCCUCCCGGGGGGGCACAAGCACAUCACGGGAGGCGCUGACUCACUGUCAGGCCCGGGAGGGGGGACUGGCUUUUCUUGAACACUCUAUGUCUUCGAGAUAAUAUUAUAAAACAUAUAAAACAAAUCCUUUCUUUCUUUUUCUGUCCGUCUUUUCUCUUUAUUACUUCUUUUCUGUCUUUGGUUAAAAACAUUUUGUAGUUUGGCCAUUAAAGGUGUUUGUUGAUUAGCAUAAGUUACAGGAUCUUGUUGUCUGACCACCAACACAACUUUAAAGUAGAUUAAAUAAUGAUUAUAAGGGUUUUGUUUUUCCUUCUGUCCACCCACCCUCUUAAUCACUCUGUCUUUUCUUUCUGUGGUUAUAAAACAUCUUGCAGUUCGGUCAGUAAAGGUGUUGGUUGAUCAGCAAAAGAAUCUUGUUGAGUUAAAAUUAUCAUAAGGGUUUUUUUUCCCUUAUGUCCAUCCAUCUAGAUAUCCAUUCAUUCCAACCCACAGAACAAAACAACACAUCACAAGAUAAGGAAACAGAGCGCAUAAGAACACAUGACAACACAACACAAUACAUAAAAACACAAAACAGUCCAACAUGGCAAAUGACAAACUACAAAACAUGAAAUUCAAUCACACAGCACCAUCAUAUAUCCAAGAACACUAUACUAAAACUGCGCCACCACAUUCCAACACAUAACAUCAAAAUAAAUAACCACAAAACACAACCAAGGACUUUUGAGGCAGUGCCUAAUGAGUCCAAGGUGAAGUCCUUUUUACUGCCCUUAGCUGAAGCUUCAGGUUUGUUUGUUUAUUUAGAGAGCCAGUGUGAGAGGAGGAGGAGCUGGAGAGGAGCUAGGGAUUUGUGGUCUUUGAGAAACGAAACCAAACCGUCAACUUCUUAAACUAAUUCAUCAUCUAGUUGAACAGUUCAUACUAAGAACAGAGCAGGAUACCAGAGGGUUUUAUUGGAGGAGAGGAGGCCGCAUUACAAAACCACGCAACAUAAAGGUGUGCAAAACAUUGCGAAACAACUUACAGAGAAGUCUGAGUCAUUAGCUUGCGAAAAAGCUACUACCCAGUGCACAUCAAAACCAUAGACUGUGCAGUCACUGUAACACAACCCAUUUGUUUUUUUUUAUUUUCUGGAGCCAGAAAGACCGUGUUUUUUUGAAAGGAGGAGCCAGAGGAGACCAUAAAUAAAAGCCAGUGCCUGUUGUCAAUUAAUUCUCUGAGAAGAGUCAGUGUAUUUACUUAUUCUAACUUAUCUUAACUAAACAACCUAACUUAUUCUAACCUAACUUAUCUCAACUAAACAACUCAACUUAUUCUAACUUAACUUAUCUUAACUAAACAACUUAACUUAUUCUAACUUAUCUUAUCUUAACUAAAAAAAUUGACUUAUUCUGACUUAACUAAUUUAACUUAGCAAACAACUAAAGUUAGCUGUCACCGUGCCACAGCUGUGCAUGAGGACGGUGGUCCACAAGUAGCUCUGGUUGAUCCGGAGACACAAACAAUGCAGACAUUUAAAUUAAACAAGCUGUAACAUUUUACUGUGUGGUCAAGGUCAUGAAGGAAGCAUCUGUAACAUCAAUAUCAUCAAGAUGAGAAAGUCAGUACAUUUUACAUUUUUAAUUUGAAUUUAGUCUCUAAUUUAAUUGCGCAAUAGGAAUAUAUUAACAUCAAUGCGCUGAAAAUAUAUAAAUUUCUCUACUAGACUAUCCAUAAGUGUGAGAAAAGUGUGCCUGUAUAUGCCAGGUUUAAUUUCCAUGCUGAGCCAACCCCUGAAUAUAAUAACAUGAUCGUAAUGUCAAGGUAUUAGGUAAUAUUUACCCUCAUAGACUGAUUAAUUAUAUUUAUUUUGACCACAGAUGAAAUUGUUGUCAUGAUCACUGAAAAGUUUUAGCAUGCAUUUUUUUUCUUUUGUGUUGUUUACAGGGAUGGUUUACAAUGUGACCCCCUACAUGGACUACCACCCUGGAGGAGAAGAGGAGCUGAUGAAGGCAGCAGGGAUAGACGGUACUGAACUAUUUGACCAGGUAUGAAAGGAGGAAGGAAAUCCUACUUUGUGAAGGUAUUUAAGACAUUUUGAUUUAUAUGCAAUGAAGUCAAAAUACAAUGAGUUUUCAGGGUCAGCUGAAAGGUCCAUAAGAUGAUCAUUUAAAGACAUAAUACUAAGUAUCUGUGAAGUUUACUGUAGAUUUAGCAAUAGUUAAUGGAGGGUCUAACUUAGCCCCUGUCUUGGGGAUGCAUCCUGGAUCUCCGAUACAUCAAAAAUGUAAAUAAGAAGAAAAAACAAAAACAAAAUUUGGUUCAUCCUGUAUUUUUGUGCGACUUUUCUACACAUUGAACAAUAAAACCUGUGUUAAAGAUAUUUGUUUAAAAUGACUUCACAAAAACACCCCAGUCCUGCAUCGUGCUCUCUCAGAGUUCAGAGACCUGUAGAGCACUGAGGAUGUGCACUUCAUAUUGAUGUCUCUUUUAAUUUGUCAACCCUCUUCAGCUUAUUCAGCUUUUUAAUGUGACUAUGGUUAGGUGACUCAGUGGGUUCACACUCCAGUUCGUACCUUGUGGUGCAUGUCGUUGCUUGUUUUUAUCGUGCAGUAUUUGCACUUGAUUUAUUGUCGUCAAAAUGAAAUCAUUGAUGGUUUACUUUAUUGUCUUGCUUUCACAACUGAACUUGUGUAAAAGAUGUUACACAAAUCAUCUCAUGUGCUGCUUGUGUAAUAGAUGGUCAUUGUUUGUGCACAGGUCCAUCGCUGGGUGAAUUAUGAGUCCAUGUUGAAGGAGUGCCUGGUUGGCAGGAUGGCCACCAAAGUCCCUGCAGCCCUUAAAGGUACACACACACACGGGCACACACAUCCCCAGAUUUCACCACCUUAAUCCCAGUGGAACACCCACUACUCAGAGUGUAGAGCUGCAGUGUGGAGUUGCCAAACAGAAUGACAUUUUCUGUGAUGCUUUUUUUGACACCAACAAAAGCAAAUGAAACCAGCAGCAACAAGACGGAUGGUUUCUUCAUCAUAACUCAGUCCCUGAGACCACCGCAGGAGGAUGUCUAGACGGGUGAUUGACAAGACACUGAAAACAGGCCUUUUGUUUCCCGAUGGCAAAAAUUCACAAUUAGUGAUGCGCUUGAUCACUGAAAGACAGCUACAGGAGAUUUGUAUUUAUGUGUGAACAAGACAAGAUUAGGAAACAGAUAUGAGGCAUCACUUUGUUUACAAGAGGCUUUUAAAGUUCAAAUUAAACUUUCUUUAUUUUGUUGCUCACUUCUUUUUGGAGAGCAGAAAAAAAGAGUCAGCCAAAACUACUGUCUCAAUUUUAUCAAGUUUAGUUAAAAACUUACUGUGUCUGGAUUCCUCAGUAACAAUUUUCCAUCAUGCAGGACCAUGCUGGCUUCAUUAUUAACACAGAGAUGAGGGAAUAUUCACUGACAGAUCUAUGAGCUUUAUUUACCGACUGUUUGAAAAAGAAAUCGUCCUGAAGUCCGUCAAAGUUUUGUCUUGGCUGGAACAAAGUUUAGUAACACUUGAAUAAAAUCUGUACACAGUGCUGUUCUAUCAAUGGAAAUCAUUGGACACUAUUUUCCCCAACAUUUAGCACUUUUAUAUCAGGGUCAUUACUUUUUCAAAAAUCAAGUGUGCACAAAUAUAAAACAUGAUGUGCUGAUAUUUGAAUCUUUACCCCAUUUUACAGUUUUAUCAGCAGUCAGCAUGGCAGAAGCAGAAUAUGCAGCCCAAUAAGACUUGCUGAAUCACUGACAUAUUUUAAAUCACCUCUUUAAACUCACUUUGGCAGACCUUCUUUGACUUAUUCAAACACUUUUCAAUUUGAACUUGAUUAUUUCGUUUUAUUUAAAAACCUCCUUUUCCAUUUUGAUUCUCUUGUUCAAACCCUUUGUUCUGGCGACCUCCUCCUUUACAGUUCUUUACUAUUUACUGGUCAGGUUACAGUAAGAGCACCCUUUGAUGGAUGAAACAGCAAACUACAGACUUCAAUCCAAAAUGCUCAUUCCAUUAUGAAUGGAAUAUGAACUUCACCCCUAAGUUUGAAUGAAGACUAGAUACCCAGAUGAGAAGUUACUUUAAAUAGUAACAGACACCCGGACAAUUUAUUGAGUGAUGGCAAACAUUUGACUUUAGUCCAAGCUGUUGACAUUUGUUCUCUUCUUUUUUUUCAGCCAUGAUUCCUCCUCCACCACCCACAAGCCUCCUCCCACCUGUCUCAGUGGCUCCUCCUCCUCCAGACAAAGACUCGCGGCCUCGGUACGAACAACUGAGCAACACUUUAUACAGUCACAUGCAAAUUUUAGACAAAAUCUGCUGCAUUAUAACCACCCGUCUUUCAUUCAUGCAGGUACGACUGGUUCCAAACUGACGUCACUGUUCAUCUGGUGGUUUAUGCCAAGAGAAAGGUAAUCACUCGUUUAAUUUUUGCAUCCACAUGGCACCUUUGCUAUUUCAUAAAUACUGGGAUAUAUCGUAUUUCUGUCCAAACCAAAAUGUCACAUUUGUUUUCUCUGUUAGUUACCUAGCUCAGGCUGCACCCAGGUCGACCUGGAGGCAGGUGUUCUUCGACUGGAGGUCCUGCUGGGGAAAAUGUCCUACAUGAUUCAUUUACGUGAGUUGAAGCUCAUUUUUCUUCUAAAACUAAACAAAAUGAUACAUGUUGAGGCACUUUUAACUUUCCGUGUUGCUUUUUGUUCCUCACUGCAAUGCUCCUCUCCUAGUGUUAAAACCUAACUUUGCACCUAUGAAAACUAUGUUUCUUUUUUCAGUACACACUGUGUAUAUUAUGAACCUUCUACCAUAAUCUGGUUACAAAACUAUUGCCUUGCUGUUGACCCCCCGUUGUUAACUAUACUAGUGUGAUCACUCUCUUGCAGGUCUAGCUGAUGAAGUGGAGGGAAAUGUUUCUGGUGAGAUAAUAUCCUAUAUAAUGCUUAAUAUUCAGCACAAUCUUCAUGUUUUUUUUUCUAAUUUUUCUUUUGUCAUUUCUUCAGUUCACACCUCAUUCUCAGUGGGAAAAAUCCAGGUCACCAUACGUAAACAGACUAAAGGAAAAUGGGAGAGUUUAGGACAGCCGCUGGAAUUUCACAACACAUUCCUACGGAAAAAAGACCGAGGUGAGACUCAGGAUACAGGAAGAUAAUCCUCUGAAUAUAGUGUCUGCUUAUUUUAAGAUUUUUUGGACAAUGAUAAUAUAUUUGGUUUAAUUUCAGCGGUUAGCCAGGAUAUGCAGAGAUCUAAAUGCCAAAAUUGCGUGUGAGGAAAAAGUGUUCUAAAUCCAUCUUUAUGUCUGCGAUCUUUCUUUUCCAGCUCCUUUUUACCGAGAAUGCGUCUUGGUGUCGAAGACUGAGGUGAACCACAACACAUACGUGUUCAGAUUACAACUUCCACGUGGGACUGUGAGGCAUGUGCCUGUCGGUCAACAUGUCUACCUCAAAGCAAACAUUCAAGGUAAAAAAAAAAAAAAAAAAAGCAGACAGACUUAAGCACAGAUGGUAUAAAACACGGACAUGAUCUCAUUGAUACCAUGUAGUGGCGUCUUAAGAUGCUGGCUUAACUUUAGCCUGGGAACUGAGUCGAGUUUUGGGGAGCACUCACACUGGGCCAUGUUGUACUGUUGUACAGCGGACAAUAACACGGAGAACAUGAGUGCCACUUGCUGACUUUGUGAUACAAGUCAGAGUGGACUUUUAUUUCUGCUGACUGGAAAGUUGAACCAUGUACCAGAAUUCAGGCAGUAUGGGAAAAACUAUUGGACAUCAGAUCUGAAUAGUUAUGCAGGCAAUUAUCUGACAUUUACCGGCACUAAAACCCAAAAGCACUGAUGCUUUAAUUCAACAAAUUACAUCUCUUACUUAAUGGACCGACUAAUUUAAACUUUAGCACAGUCCUGCACAAUAUCCAUACUUAAAGCCAGCACAAUCAGUCGGGUCCUCCUCUUUCCUCCUUUAAGUCAGUGUGGAGUACAUUUCUCUAAACGUCGGUAGGAGACUCUGAUCAUGUCUACCUUACACACUGAGUAACUCGUGCAGGUAUGCUCUGUUUAAUCGUCAAUUCUCCUCCUCCUGCCAGAGUGGGGCUCACUUUGUUUCAAACACCUCACAGGAGUUGUAUGUUUCUUAAAUGUUUUCAUCUGUUUUCAGACACAGAAGUUGUGAGGGCGUACACUCCAGUGGGUCAGAACCUGUCAGUGUCCUCCAAUAACUCCUCACAGGAUUCAGAUCUCUACCUCAUGAUCAAAGUUUACCCUGAUGGGGUGCUCACACCUCAUCUCAACAGCCUGCACAUCGGUGAGUAACAGGGCAGAGAAGAAAAGAGAGGAAAGAGCUGUCAGACCCACUUUUGAAAAGUAUGGGGUUAAAUGUUUGACAGAAGAAGCUAUUUUUGUGUUUUUAAACUGGGCCCUAGUUCUUUGAAACAUAAUACAGGGUCUGCGUAGUUGAGAAAAGCCUUAGUAGUUUGCUUUGACUGUAGUUAUCAUCAACUCUCUGUUCUUUAAGGUUAAAUCAGUGUUUCUGUGAAUAGAGUAACAAAGAUCCACAAACCCCUGUGUCGCCUUUUCUCUUCAGUACCCUCGAGCAAAGUGAUGUUUGCAGUCACUCCAGAUGUUUGUACAAAGACAUCUUUUGUUUUCAUUCAUUUAUUUAUUCUCUUCUUUCUCCUUAGGUGACCAUUUAUGUGUCAGUGGUCCAGAGGGGACCUUCAGUCUCCGCCCCCUUCGUGAUGUCACACAUCUCUACCUUUUGGCAGCAGGCACAGGGUUCACACCCAUGGCUCGUCUCAUCCAGGCGGCACUGCAGGACUUUGAGUCCAUCAGGUGAGAACAAUAACAGACUCCGAUCAAGAGGAAAAAUAGUUUGUUGCUUUUUGUUUUUUUGUUUUUCUUCUAAUAAUUUUCUGAUGCCUGAAUUGCUUAAGUACGUUUGUAUCUGCUGAUAAACCCACUUCUGCUCAAUAAUCCUCAUAAUCUUUGUGUGUCUGCAGACAAACCAAGCUGCUCUUUUUUAACCGGAGAGAGGAGGACAUCCUGUGGCGCUGCCAGCUGGAUGAACUGGCUGCUAACAGUGAGAGGUACUGCAGCUAUGUGUCACUGUUUACAGCCUUAUUCUGUUUGUCCCUGUCACACACAGCGUGUCCUCUUUAUAUAAUCUGAAUAUAAUGAAGUAGGAGGUGGAUCAUGUGAGAUAAAUCCAUGCAAGGGUGGUACAGAGUGUGCCUCACAGAUAGAUGCAACAGAUUAUCUUAAUCUGUUUUUUUGUUCAUCUCUACAUCCUUCAGAAUAUAUUUGUGUGUUUUUGCCUCAGGUUUCAGGUGGAGUAUGUCCUCUCUGAUCCCUCUGAGAGCUGGACUGAAAAGAGGGGUCGUGUGGACGAGUCCAUGCUGAAAGAUGUCCUCGACAGACCGGACGGGUCUAAAUGUUACGCGUGUGUGUGUGGCCCCACUGCCUUCACAGAGCUCACGAUAGGGUAUGUCAACCUUCAUCAUGAGAUCAUUAUAGGAUCUUUCUAUGUCCUCAUGACCGCACACUACAGAAUCUGUCUGUUUACCUCCAGGCUUACAAGUUUGGCAUCACUUUUAACCACUUCUGUAGUAAUUAUUGACCUGAAAUCCUGAGCUGUGUUCUGUUUAGUUCUCCAGCAGGUCCCGAGUUAACCUCUUGUUCUGUCUGCUCAUGUCCCAGGUUGCUGAAGCAGCAGGGCUUCAGUGAAGAGGAGCUCCAUGCUUUCCAGGGCUGAAGAUUUCUGCCUCAACACGACUGAACGCUGCAAAGACUGAGUGUGCCUGAGAGUGUGAGGGAGAGAGUCUGCUGUAAUUUAUAUAACUGUGUUAGUGUGAAAUGAAAGGAGCGCUGUAUCUCUAUGCACUGAAGGUCUGAUAAAGCAGACGCAGCACAAGCCGGGCAUUUAUAACAAGCUUUGUGGAAAUCACGAUGCAGUACUGUAGUUUGGUCAGUGUCUGGGACUGAAUUAAAAGUGUAACACGGUAUUUUUGAAUAUGGGGCCUAUUUUUCUGUAAAAUUCUGGAUGUAACCGAGUCGAUUGCAGCAGGCAGCCAUAAAAAGGGCUGGAAGAGCAGCAACAUGGGCUGUACUUUGUUGAGCCAAAUGCACCUGGUAGAAGCUUGUGUGCUGACCCUUUCAGACAUGAAUGAAAAAAACAUCCUGAAAAGUCCCCAGUGGGUGAGCUGUAUGAGUGAAAACGGUUGUAAAGCUUACAUAAUGUUCUGUUUCUGUGUGCUAACUUUGGAAAAUAAACUUUAUUGCAAUCGUUAAUGAUAACAGCUGUGAAUCUAUAGACACAUGUUCCAGGGGCCAUGAGGAAAAUGACAAGGCUUGAAGGAAAGUUUAACUUCUGAAAAGUUAAUUUAAGGACGAGUGGAUUUAAUCUUGGACAGGAUUGUAAAAAAUUUCAACAUGACUUACAAUUUCCAGCUCAGAGGUUCUGACAUUUUCUAGGAUUUUCCAGGGUUCAUGUCUGAAAACAGCUCCCUACAAAGACAGACAUAUUUAUUUGGCGCCAGGUGGGAUCUUUAGCCUUUAUUGGAUAAGACAGGAGGUGAGGACUAUAUACUGCCUCUGAGGAACCUGCUUCACCAACUGCGUUAAUGCAGAGCCCCAGAUAGACCUUUUUGUUUUGGUGAAGAUCCUGUUGCUGCCACAAACAGCCCUUAUGUUACUGAUUUCUGAGCCACCGCUGCAAAACACAUGCUGAUCAGUUAGUGGUCUACUUCCUUUUUUUUUCUACCAUUAAAUCAACUGUGUGAGUUUGGUGAUGCCACACAUUUUUUGUGGUGGACAGAAAAGAGACAAAAUACUGACAAAACUUAAAAAGAUUGAAGCCGCAGAAAACCAGUAACCUGUUUGUUUCACAUCAUAACAGCAUUUCUUUUUACAUUUGUACAGCUGUACUUCUGAAAACAACAAUCUGUGCCUGUCACUGAUAAAACAGAACUAUAGUGGACAUACUUGAAUAUACUUACAUCCUAUUAAAAGCUAAUGUUGCAGCGGUCAUAGCUGUGAUGCUGGGGUUUUCUUCUGGACAAUUUCAAAAAACUUUUAGUCCUUUAAACACUAAAAUAUGUUAAAACAGGCCCUUUGUUUUAAAAUACCUGAACCGACCUUUAAUAGUCCAGGAGUGAUGUACGUUUCAAUAGUGAAAAGCUGUUUAUUUAAAAAGUUUUAUUGUUCUGUGAUAAACAAAUGAUGAUGAUGUUUCAUGCAAGCCGAAAAGAGAAUUUACAUUUCUGACAAUUUUGGAUGUUCACGCUGCAGUAAAAUAAAACGCAUCAUGGUGACGUUUUUAAA